AUGAAGAAGUUCUUCGACUCGCGGCGGGAGCAGGGCGGCUCGGGCCCCGGCUCGGGCGCCAGCGGCGGCGGCGGCGGCAGCGGCGGCCCCGGCAGCGGCUACAUCGGGCGCGUGUUCAACAUCGGCCGCUGCCAGGUGACGGUGGACGAGGUGCUGGCCGAAGGUGGCUUUGCAAUAGUGUUUCUUGUAAGGACUAACAACGGGGUGAAAUGUGCCCUGAAACGCAUGUAUGUCAAUAACGAGUACGACUUACAAGUCUGCAAAAGAGAAAUUCAAAUCAUGCGAGAUCUGUCUGGCCACAAGAAUAUUGUUGGAUACAUCGAUUCCAGCAUAAACUCUGUAAGCAGCGGCGACGUGUGGGAGGUGCUGAUACUGAUGGACUUCUGCCGAGGAGGCCAAGUGGUAAACCUCAUGAACCAGCGCCUGCAAACGGGCUUCACCGAGAGUGAGGUGCUGCAGAUCUUCUGCGACACCUGCGAAGCCGUCGCGCGGCUGCACCAAUGCAAGACGCCCAUAAUUCACAGGGAUUUGAAGGUUGAAAAUAUCCUGCUGCAUGAUCGUGGCCACUAUGUCCUGUGUGACUUUGGAAGUGCUACCAACAAAUUCCAGAACCCUCAAACAGAAGGGGUGAACGCAGUAGAAGAGGAGAUCAAAAAGUACACUACAUUAUCCUACAGAGCACCAGAAAUGGUCAACCUGUAUAGUGGCAAACUUAUUACUACAAAAGCAGACAUAUGGGCCCUUGGCUGUUUGCUGUACAAACUCUGUUACUUCACGUUGCCGUUUGGGGAGAGUCAGGUAGCAAUCUGCGAUGGCAAUUUCACCAUUCCAGAUAAUUCUCGGCAUUCGCAAGACAUGCACUGCCUCAUCCGGUAUAUGCUCGAGCCAGACCCUGACAAGAGACCUGAUAUUUACCAGGUCUCCUACUUCGCAUUCAAAUUGGCAAAGAAGGAGUGUCCCGUCCAAAAUGUCCAGAACUCUCCAAUCCCUGCCAAGCUCCCUGACCCAAUCAAAGCAAGUGAAGCUGCAGCGAAGAAGAGCCAACCAAAGGCCAGGCUGACAGAUCCUAUUCCCACAACGGAAACAUCCAUCGCGCCCCGCCAGAGACCCAAAGCAGGACAGACCCAACCCAACCCCGGGAUCCUCCCCAUUCAGCCGGCCCUGACGCCGCGGAAGAGGCCCACGGCGCCGACAGCCCUGCAGCCGCAAGUUGCAGGCCCCGGCACGCUGGGCGGCCCCCAGCCCGCGCUCCCUGCCAGCGGCCCCCAGCCCAAGGCAGCGCCCCAGGCGCCGUCGCAGCCACCGGCACAGGUCCCUUCUACUCAGCCGCAGGCCGCGCCGCAGCAGCAGCAGCAGCUUUUCUUGAAACAGCAGCUGUUGCAGCAGCAACAGCAGCAGCAGCAGGCUGCAUAUUACCAGCAGCAGCAGAUGAUGCAAGCUCAGCAGUUCCCAGUGAUGCAGCAAGGAGCACCCGCACAGCAGCAGCUCAUGCAGAACUACUACCAGCAGCAACAGCAGCAGCAGAUGAUGGCCCAGCAGGCAGCAAUGCAGCAGAAGGCGGCAGCAGUGCAGCAGAAGCAGCAGCCCCCAGCCCAGCCCCAGGCCCCACAGGCUGCAGCGCAGCCCACGCCUCCGCAGGAGCAAGUGAUGCAGCCACAAAUAAGGCAACAGCAAAAACCUCAGACCACGCCACCCGGGGCCGUGCCGGGGCAGAAGCUGGGCUCCCUUACGCCACCCUCAUCGCCCAAGACGCAGCGCGCGGGGCACAGGAGGAUUCUCAGUGACGUGACCCAUAGCGCCGUUUUUGGGGUUCCAGCCAGCAAGUCCACACAGCUGCUGCAGGCAGCUGCUGCUGAAGCCAGUCUCAACAAAUCCAAGUCUGCUUCCACUACGCCCUCGGGUUCGCCAAGAACCUCGCAGCAGAAUGUGUAUAACCCGCCUGACGUCUCCACGUGGAAUCCGUUUGAUGACGACAACUUCUCCAAGCUCACAGCUGAGGAGCUGCUCAACAAGGACUUUGCAAAGCUGGGUGAUGGCAAAGCUCCAGAAAAGAUGGGCAGCUCUGCAGAGAACCUGAUUGCAGGUUUCCAGCCGGCUUCAGCUGCACCCCAGGCAGAUGCUUUUGGUGGCUCUUCUUUCACUGCUGGAUCAGGUCUGCAGAGAGAUCCAGCCCUAUUUCCAGGUGUAGCUCUUGAGCUCUGUAGAGGACCCUCUGGCAGUGAUGGACACCCAUUGUACAAAGGUCAGUCCGAGACGCUGGAGGUGAAAACUCAACACAACUCAGACUCGGACUUCUUAACAAGAGAUGGGCCUUCAAGCAACAGCUCCUUCCACAGCAGUGAAGGGGAGGGGACAGAUCACGAAGGAGAUAUAUUGGAUUGCAGCGGGUCCAGGCCUUUACUCAUGGAUUCGGAAGAGGAGGACGACACCGGCAAGUUGCAGUCUGUGCCGAAGGAAAGACAUGAGGCUUCCAAAGAAGAUUCCCGCUCCCAGUCUUCCCAGAGUAGAAUGGGGGAGAUGAUAUUCCCCGCCUUUCAGCCACAGACUGGUGAGGUUUUUAAUGAACCAGAUGUUUUUGCCACGGCCCCUUUCCGAAGCUCAAGAAAAGUGCUCGAGGAGGCAGAUGUCUUUACCAAAGCUCCUUUCAUCUCCAAGGGCAAUAUGGCUCUUAGACACCCAGAAGAGACAGAUGUAUUUCUGAGAGCACCUUUCACUAAAAAGAAAAGCAUGGAAGAGUUGACUUCUCAUGGUGUUCCUAAGGAACCGUUCACAUCGCCUGUUUUCAUAAACCAAGUGGGUGAUGUCCAACCCGUGGUCACUCCUACGUUCCAAAGCCUGGACGCAGCCAUGCGUGGGCCUGCUGCCUCAGCUAGAUCUCCGUACCCCGCCGUAGGGUUCAUUCAGCCAGUUCAUCUUCCAUCCUCUUCCGCCAGAGCGAUGGAGCCCCAGGACACCGUUCCUGCCCCGUGUGUGCUGAAGGAGCACAGUGGCACGUCCAGCGAGAGAACCCCAGCAGGACACGCGCUGCCGCAGGAGGCCGUCCUGGGCUCGGGGGUCAACACGCCUUUCCGUCCACAGUCCUUAUCCAAAUAUUCCCGUCACUACAGCCCAGAGGAUGGGCAAGGCCUCGAAGUGAAGCCUAUAGCUGCUUACAAAGUGGUUUCUCAGACCAACAGACAGGCUAUAGCAGGAUCUGUCUCUGUUGCUUCUCUGUCUUCCAGGACUACAGAGCUGCCUAGUGGGGAUCCUUUUGCUUCAGCUCCCUUUCCUUCCAAAGCAGGAAAGCCUUAAUCUGUGUGAGCUGGGAGGUGUCUUCUGCCAGGACCAUCUCUCGUAGGACCUUGAACCUCUUAGUUGAAUUGAACAACACAGCAAUAUAUUAUAUAUAUAUAUAUAUAUUUUUUUUUUUCCUUUCGGUCAGAUUUCUAUUUGCAGUGAUACAUAGUUGAACUAUUCUAAGUUAUGUUAGCUGGUCCGAAUGCCUGGCACUCAGGAUCUUCAUAUCCUUUUAAGUUACUUCUUUCCUCUUUCACUGUCUCCCACCCCUCUUACUUGUAGAUGCUUUUCCAAACCAGUAGCGUUCCGUUCUUUCUGGCUCUGGCUGGGGAAAUGCAUUGUAAGAUGAAUUGCAAUGUUCAGUGAUUGCAGAGCGAGUCAAGCAGGACRGGCUAGUGCUCUGGAAAGGAAACUGUUUCACAGGUUGAAGGGUUGUCGUGACUUCUUACCAAAUGGGAACUUCUGGAGGAGAUCGGAGUAGCCUGUUCCUGGUGAUGGUGACAAGGGAAACCUGGCAGCUGUAGCACGGGGUUAGUUUUGUCAUGAAUUGUGUGUGUGCUCAUAGCUUGUGUGCAGGGUGAGCGCCAGCUGUGUAGCCAGCCCCCUACCGUGAGGCUUGUGCAGCGCCAAUGUGCAUGUCCCCCACAUUCACGAAUCAAAACUAUUACUGCUGUUACCUGGAAAAUGAGAAGAUCAGGAAGAACUUUGACUUUUACAUGUGUAGUUCCUGUCUGGUUUAUGCCAAAGCGUAGGACCCUGCAGUUUCGUUUACGGUGUCGUGAAGGAGAGAGCUAUGCAUUGUUACAGUAUUAAAGUGCACCCUAUGGAAAAGUAUAUUGUGGAAACAGCUUGAUGAGGUCCUUAUCCUACAUACCUCAUUCGGUGUAGUUCAGCAGGGGCUGCAAUCCAGUUACACUAACUUAYACUAGCCAAGAACUCGGCUCUAUAUUUACACAACCUGCCUUUGGUUCUCUUGUCCCUCGAGGUGAAUCUAAACAAAAUCUACUUGCACUCCAGUGAGUAACAUUUCCUUUACUCUAGAAGUACUGCACUGCCUGCCCUGCUCCUAGACAUCUGCUUUUUAUCACUGCUGUGAUGAAUCCCCAGAUUGUGUUUGGAGGAAACUAGUCAUGAAGGUUAACCCCAACUAGUUGUCACAUGCUGGUUGCUGGGCCAGACCAAAGCUGAGUUUUGUUCCUCUCCCUUUCCAGUAACGUGAGAUAUAGACAAGACAGCGAAACCUGCCCCCUUCCUUGUUCUCAACCCUUCUUAAGACAUAAGAURUCUUGGAACUGGCCAGCAAAUGUGAUCCAUAAGCAUGGUCUGACUUCAAAAUACCCAGAUAUUGGGACUCAUUGGGCUCCCUGCAUCCCAGCAGAUGCCAGUGCUGCAGAACGUCUCCUGAGACGAUCUUUGCUUUAUUUCGAAGGGUUUGCUAGCUAUGGAAAAACUCCCGUUGGCUCCAGGGGUUUUUUGGCAAGUCUCUUAAAAGCUUUGCUCCUUGUUGUGGCUGUUUGCGAGGUGAACUGCAUCGUCGUGGUGUGAGCUGGAGCCCUGCGGUGGGGCCAAGGACACGUGCUGCCUUUGCAGCCCAGGGUCUCGGUUUGACUGACCCAGUGUCUACGCAGGCAUUAUAGGCACAAAGUGAUGUGCAAAUAGGACUUAGCGCUGCUCCAAAUGUCCUUUUCAGUCCCCARACUUGGUUCCUCUUCAAAACAUCUCCAGCCACGAGAGCUGAGCCAAGUGCUGCUGAUGGGCAUGCUCAACGUGGCCUGGAAGCAAGAGAGAACUUGUUCUAAAGUCUAAAAAGCCACAGGGCACAGAGACAGUAUUUGAGGGCAAGAGGCCAAGUCGGCUUGCACAGUUCAGCUGCUGACAAAGAACGACUUGCUGAGCCCGGCUGAGGUCAUGUUGUAUGGACCUGGCCUGAGACUUUCUGAACUAGAGUCAAUAUUGGUGCACACGGCUUGUUUAGAGGCUUUUUCCUGUGCUCUUCUCUCACCAAUCCUAGAAAAUGAAGUACUGUAAAGAUAUUUCU
This is a messenger RNA of Nothoprocta perdicaria, 5314 nucleotides long. RefSeq names its product AP2 associated kinase 1 (gene AAK1). Gene Ontology annotation, biological process: protein phosphorylation. NCBI's taxonomy places the organism in Eukaryota, Metazoa, Chordata, Aves, Tinamiformes, Tinamidae. The record is from RefSeq and is a predicted model, not a curated record. Gene Ontology annotation, molecular function: protein kinase activity; ATP binding. The transcript is spliced from 16 exons. Bases 1 to 3291 code for a protein of 1096 amino acids.